Cygnus olor (mute swan) is the source of this 1721-nucleotide messenger RNA. It is a transcript of the gene WDR12, whose product is annotated as WD repeat domain 12. Gene Ontology annotation, cellular component: PeBoW complex; preribosome, large subunit precursor. Bases 101 to 1372 code for a protein of 423 amino acids. Gene Ontology annotation, biological process: ribosome biogenesis; maturation of 5.8S rRNA from tricistronic rRNA transcript (SSU-rRNA, 5.8S rRNA, LSU-rRNA); maturation of LSU-rRNA from tricistronic rRNA transcript (SSU-rRNA, 5.8S rRNA, LSU-rRNA). Lineage: Eukaryota; Metazoa; Chordata; Aves; Anseriformes; Anatidae. Gene Ontology annotation, molecular function: protein binding. The record is from RefSeq and is a predicted model, not a curated record. The transcript is spliced from 13 exons.
GCGGGGAGGCGGCGCGCGGCCUGGUGGGGGCCGCGGCCGCGUGGGGCACGGGCGGGCCGGGCGCUGCAGCACCGCCGCCGCCAGCAGCAGCAGCAGCACCAUGGCGCAGCUCACGGCGCGGUUCCGCACCGAGAACCCCAGGUACGCCGUGGAGGAUGUGCCCUUCUCGGUGCCCGCGGCCUCCGAGAUCACGGACCUCAGCCACCUCAUCAACAAGCUGCUGGUGGCCGCCGACGCUGACCACAAAUAUGUGGAAUUUGACUUCCUUAUCAAUGGCCAGUUCUUGCGUAUGCCACUGGUCACACACAUGGAGAUGGAAAAUAUCUCCACGGAAGAAGUGGUGGAAAUAGAAUAUGUGGAGAAAUAUAUGGCCCCUCAGCCAGAGGAGUGCAUCUUCCAUGAUGACUGGAUCAGUUCUGUUCAAGCCACUGAAGAAUGGAUAUUAACUGGCUGCUAUGAUCAGACUGCUCGAAUCUGGUCUUUGGAAGGAAAAUCCAUCAUGACAAUAGCUGGGCAUACAGAAGUAGUGAAGGAUGUGGCAUGGGUGAAGCAAGAUAGUUUAUCCUGCCUGUUACUCAGUGCAUCUAUGGAUCAAACUAUCCUGCUCUGGGAGUGGAAUGCAGAGAAAAACAAAGUGAAAGCCCUUCACUGCUGCAGGGGGCAUGCUGGGAGCGUGGACUCUGUAGCUGUUGAUUGCACGCGAACUAAAUUCUGCAGUGGGUCUUGGGAUAAAAUGUUAAAGAUCUGGUCUGCAGUCCCUACAGAUGAAGAGGAUGAAAUGGAAGAAGCAGCAAACAGACCACGGAAGAAGCAGAAAACGGAACAGUUGGGACUAACAAGGACUCCCCUGGCAACCCUCUCUGGCCACACAGAAGCCAUCUCCUCUGUGCUGUGGUCAGAUGCUGAAGAAAUUUGCAGUGCAUCAUGGGACCAUACCAUUAAGCUCUGGGAUGCUGAGACAGGAGGUCUCAAAUCAACUUUGACAGGAAACAAAGUGUUUAAUUCUAUCUCCUACUCAACACUUUGUCGGCGUCUUGCAUCUGGGAGCACUGACAGACAUAUUAGACUAUGGGAUCCUCGCAGCAAAGAUGGCUCCUUGGUUCUCCUGUCUCUGACUUCUCACACAGGCUGGGUGACAUCUGUGAAGUGGUCACCCACCCAUGAGCAUCAGCUGAUCUCUGGUUCUCUGGACAACAUUGUGAAGCUGUGGGACACAAGGAGUUGCAAAGCUCCUCUGUAUGACUUGGCAGCUCAUGAAGAUAAGGUUUUGUGUGUGGACUGGACAGAAACAGGGUUACUAUUGAGUGGUGGUGCAGACAACAAACUGUAUUGCUACAGGUACCCAGCCACAGCCUCUGAUGUCGGAGCAUGAAGGACAAAAGCCAGAAGAUUUUUUUAAAAAACAUUUUGCAGCAGUCCCUCUGUUAACACCUGAAGGAGGUUUUUGUUGCUCAGAGAGCAGUUGUUCCUAUUUUUUGUAUUACUAACCUGUAUCCGUAACAACAGAAUGACAACCAGCAGCUUCAAACAUGAUUACUGUGAAACAAAGCAAAGGCUGUUUCCUCCCUUGUCAAUUGCUUUCAAUUUAAGAUCUUUUAAAUGGCUAUUUGUAUAGACCUGUUACUAACAGUAAACUGUUCCUGACACUUAAAGAAAAAUUACUCACUGGACUAAAUUAUUUUUGAGUUUACCUUUCCCUUUAAAAAAAAUAAACUUUUAUC